AUUAACGUGGUAUGAUGAGCGAACUAAGAAAGAUCGUUACCCAAUCAAUCCAGAAUUCACUUUGUGUUGUAUGAAUGGCAAGGUUCAAUUGCCUUUUCUCAAGCCUGCUCCUGAUUUACUCACCUAUUUACACAAAGCUGAGGACGAUUGCAGUAGGAAUUUCCUAUGCAAUCUUAGGGUGUAUAAUAUGAUGUUUGCAUUUACAUCUUUUGGAGGUAAAGUUGAUCCCUUGAUCAAUCAAGGUUCAAAUCCUCCUAUUUUCAAACUUGGGGGUCAAAAUCAUCAUUAUGUGGGCAGUCUUCUCCCUGUUCCAAAUGGGAGUCCUAAAUUUGCCCAACUUUACAUCUUUGAUACAGAUAGUCAAAUUAAAAACAGAUUGAAAUGUUUUGGGUUUAGAUACAUAGAUUUAAGGUUUGGAUAUAUGUUCAUUCAAGGGAAUAAGGAAACAAGGAGAAAGAGUGGAGGUGGUGGAAGAGAACUUUGGUAAUAAAAGGGUAAGCAUAAUACCUUUUGUCUCUACUAUAACAAUUGUUAUUGUAAAUAAAAGGUUGACUUGUGAUAUGUAAAAUGAAAAAAAAAAAUUAAUAGAUCUCAUCUAAAUAUUGUUCUUUUCUCUUUGAUUGUGUCUAAGCAAGUGUGUUGAAGUUCAUAUAAAACAUUUUCAUCUGC
Molecule: messenger RNA, 669 nt
Organism: Rubroshorea leprosula
Lineage: Eukaryota; Viridiplantae; Streptophyta; Magnoliopsida; Malvales; Dipterocarpaceae
Source: the annotation of a GenBank genome assembly